Messenger RNA from Rhizopus microsporus ATCC 52813, 1359 nucleotides. RefSeq names its product adenylyltransferase. Gene Ontology annotation, biological process: tRNA wobble position uridine thiolation. Bases 1 to 1359 code for a protein of 452 amino acids. The record is from RefSeq and is a predicted model, not a curated record. NCBI's taxonomy places the organism in Eukaryota, Fungi, Mucoromycota, Mucoromycetes, Mucorales, Rhizopodaceae. Gene Ontology annotation, molecular function: URM1 activating enzyme activity; thiosulfate-cyanide sulfurtransferase activity; adenylyltransferase activity. The transcript has 10 exons. Gene Ontology annotation, cellular component: cytoplasm; cytosol.
AUGGAGGAUUUGAAAAAGGAAAACGAAUUACUUCGUAAACGAGUUGCUGAACUAGAACAACAACUUUAUGCUAAAGCACCUACUGCACUCACACCUCAGCAGAAAGCCGAUCCUUUUGAAAAAGUAGACAAACUAACUAAUCAAGAAAUUUAUCGAUUUGGACGUCAAUUAGUAACACCCAACUUUGGCUAUGAAGGCAAGACUAAACCAUUUAUUUUAGCUCAAUUAAAGCUACGCAACACUUCCUUUCUGAUUGUUGGUGCAGGUGGAUUGGGAGCACCUGCUGCGCUCUAUUUGGGAGCAGGCGGUGUCGGUCGAUUAGGCAUAGUAGAUCAUGAUGAAGUGGAUAUCAACAACUUGCAUCGGCAGGUUAUUCAUACUGAAGCACGUAAAGGGAUGAAUAAGGCAGUAUCUGCUGCUGUUGCAGUCAAGGCUAUAUAUCCUGAUGCUGAUGUUAUUCCUUAUGCAUAUACGCUGGAUAGAACAAAUGCUUUGGAUCUUAUCAAACGGUAUGACAUCAUUAUUGAUGCUACAGAUAAUAUCACUACUCGCUACUUGCUCAGUGAUGCUGGUGUACUUGCUGGUAAACCAGUUGUUUCGGGCAGUGCCUUGAGAACAGAUGGACAGCUUACUAUCUACAAUUAUAACAAUGGACCAUGUUUCCGUUGUCUACAUCCAAUUCCACCACCUGCAGCUGCUGUUGGUAAAUGUGUAGACAAUGGUGUUGUUGGCGUAGAAUCUCAUCUCUCUACAGUACCAGGUGUCAUUGGCAUUCUACAAGCACUUGAGGCCAUCAAAGUAGCAAUAGGCUCAACAGCUUUGAAUGAUCCAAGCUUUUUGAUUUUUAGUGCAAUGAGUAAUCCGAUGUUUAGAACAAUGCGUCUUCGCCAAAAGAAGAAGGACUGUGCUAUCUGCGGAGAGAACCCAACGAUUACGGAAUUAAUUGACUAUGUUCAAUUUUGCCAAGGCGAAGCGAACGAUGAUGUUGUUAGUGAGCAUUUAUUGAAAAGAGAAGAACGUAUUGAUGUGGACGUAAGAGAAUAUGAUGAUAUACUAAAAAAUAAGCGCCCACACGUUCUACUUGAUGUUCGACCCAAAGUUCAGUAUGACAUCUGUCAUUUGCCCAACAGUAUUCAUAUCCCUAUUGAUGAAUUAGAUAACAAGAUGGACAAAGUAAAGGAGGCAAUGAAAGAACACGAAGUGACUGAUAAAGAUGUGUAUGUUAUCUGUAGACUAGGCAAUGAUUCACAGAUAGCAGUGAGAAUGAUGCAAAAGAAAGGAAUUGAACAGCCAAAGGAUAUCAUUGGAGGUUUAUAUAGAUGGUCUAUGAAAGUGGACAAUACUUUUCCUAUUUAUUAG